Molecule: messenger RNA, 4354 nt
Organism: Cydia strobilella
Lineage: Eukaryota; Metazoa; Arthropoda; Insecta; Lepidoptera; Tortricidae
Gene: vari
Product: protein PALS2
Exons: 12
Coding region: 78-1871 (597 amino acids)
Cellular component (GO): cell-cell junction; plasma membrane
Molecular function (GO): protein binding
Source: RefSeq, a predicted model, not a curated record
GACGCCGCGCCGUGUGACGCGCUGUACGCAUCGAUCCUGCGAUGCUCGCUAUCGCUAGUUACUCUCGCUAAUUCGUGAUGAUGGUUCGACGCAGCGGCAGGUACACCACCUGGCGUGGAUUUAAAGAUUUCACACUUGGAAAACCACCGGACGAAGAAAAAGAAAAGCCAAAACCAGAGGACGACCUAUCGAACCAUGAUGAAAUAUUCUUGAAAAGUAUCGUUGAAAGUCCGGAUUUCGGGCGAAAAAGUGAGCUCAUCGAAUCAGAGGAGGACCUGGUCGUAAAACCCGUAUCGUUGGAUAACGUAAACAUAAUACGGUUGCUGAGCGAGUAUCGUGGCACCAACAUAAGAACUAUUGAGCAAGCGGAACUCGCUAUAUUGCUAUCCAGAAUACAUUUUAAGGCUUUAAUAGAUGCUCAUGAUGCAAUAGGUGCCUUGUGGCUUCAAAGAGGAUCUGGCAUUGAAGAGCCACCUGCUAAACAGGACAAAGACACUGCAGAAGGUGCGGAAAGUAGCCCCGAGGAAAACGGAGAUAUGCCUGUAGAGACAGUCAAAGUUGUAGGCCUUAGGAAAGUGCCUGGACAACCUUUAGGGUUAACGGUCACAACAGACGAGCAUGGCCAACUCAUAGUAGCUAGAAUAUUAGCCAGCAGUGCCGCAGCCAAACAAGCCUUACUCUCCAUAGGAGAUGUCUUGCUAGAAGUAGAUGGAGUACAAGUAGAUACUGAAGAGCAGCUCAAAGAGGCAGUGUCCAAGCCUAACGAUAGAGUAACAUUAAAAGUGGGGCCUAACCUUAAGGAGAAAAGUUCCCAGUUAACAAAUAAGCUUAGUUGCUAUAUGAGAGCUCUGUUUGACUAUAAUCCGAAGGAGGACACACUAUUACCAUGUAAAGAAAUUGGAUUGGAAUUCAAAAAGGGUGAUAUUUUACAAGUGUCAGACAGAAAAGACCCCAACUGGUGGCAAGCGAGUCACGUAGAAAACCCUGAUGUAGUAGGUCUAAUACCCUCUCCGGAACUUGAGGAAAGAAGAAAAGCGUAUGUGCCGCCUGAAGCAGACUUCGUUCAUAAAAUUAGCAUAUGUGGAGCUAGGAUAUCUAAAAAGAAGAAAAAGUUCGUAUACGAGUCCCGCUCAAGCGUGCAGCUGGAAGGCGCAGAAUUAGCGCUGUAUGAAGAAGUAGCGCGAACUCCGCCGUUCUUACGGCGCGUGUUAGCGCUAGUGGGCACACACGGCGUGGGACGACGCACGCUCAAGAACCGCAUGAUCCACGAACACCCCGACCGCUUCGGAGCCGUUGUACCACAUACCUCCCGUCCGCCCCGGCCGCUAGAAGAGAACGGCACGUCAUACUGGUUUGUGUCGCGCGAGGAGAUGGAACGGGACGCGCACGCGGGCCGCUUCCUCGAGUACGGGGAGCAUAAUGGGCAUAUUUACGGGACUCACUUGGACUCCAUCAGAGCAGUUAUUAAAGAGGGCAAGAUGUGUAUCCUGGACUGCGCACCGGCGUCGCUGAAGCUGUUGCACAACAGCAGCGAGUUCCUGCCCUACGUGGUGCUGGUGGCCGCGCCCGGCAUCGAGCAGCUGAGGAACCUCACCUUCGCCUCCAACCGCAAUCUGACGUUCGACCGGCAGAGCUCCAUUCGCUUUAGCUCGCGCCGCGCGCGCACGCUAGAGUCCCUCGCUUCGCUCUACGAGGAAGAAGACAUGAAGCAAACGCUAGAAGAGAGCGCCCGGAUACAGCGCCAGAACGAGAAGUACAUCGACCUCGUGUUAACCAACCACAACAACGACACGACUUACUCGCGCAUCAUGGACGCGCUGCACACGCUCUCUACCGACCACCAGUGGGUGCCCGUCAGCUGGAUAUACUAACACACUUCGCUGUACGAUCCAACACGAAGUGUCCGUUAGCCCUUACAGUUUAGCAAACGUUAGAAGAGAGCGGAUACAGCGCCAGAACGAGAAGUACAUAGACCUCGUGAUAACCAACCACAACAACGACACAACUUACUCGCGCAUUGUGGACGCGCUGCACACGCUCUCUACCGACCACCAGUGGGUGCCCGUUACCGUUAGUGUCCGUUAGACUUUAAGUUUAGCAAACGUUAGAAGUGAACGGAUACAGCGACAGAACGAGAAGUACGUCAAUCACAACAACUACACGAGUUACUCGCUCAUCAUGGACACGCUGCACACGCAAGAGCUUUCUGGGGCCCAUUUCUCGGACGGUAUUAGACUAAUAAUAUUAGUCCACGAACUGUCAAAUCGUAUGGGUUACCAUGGCAACACACUAAUAAUAUUAGACUAAGACCGUUCGAGUAAUGGGCCCCUGGUUAUUGCUAACUGCAAGGGUGACACUUCGUUAUGUGCGUCAAAUAUAUGUUUACAUUUUUACCCUUAUUACAAGGAGUAUUAAUCGUUGGCGUUCAUUUGACGUCGCCUGUUAGAAGAACUUGUUGUUUAGUCAGUUGCGUCAUCUACGAGUUGCCAGAAAUAGUGUUACAGAUAAAAGUCAAAUUGCCAUCGCCAGGCACGUUGUUUAAAUGGGUCGCUUCUUCACUUACCAUACAGCACACUUCUUCCGAUUUCCUGAGCGACACAGACUUACGGCCAAAUCACGCAAGCUGUCUGAUUAAUUACAAGAAUGGUCGUAUUCGAAACUCCAUGGAUAAUAAAAUACAUCGGUCGGUCGGUCGUGUACGUCGUAAUAAAUAACCAUACCUAGUAUAAAUGGGGGUUUAGUCAAAUACUCAAAAUGGCUUAACCUUUUCGACGCCGUGUCACAGAAAAGCUGACACUCAGGCGCCACGUCACCGAAGUGUCAAAACUGAAGUUGAACUUUAUGCAUAUGCACGUAGGUCUACGUUGCUCUGUUCUGUGACGGAUUAAUUUGGACCUACGGUGCGGAUAUAUCCGUCGUUGGCGUCAAAGGUUAAAUAUGUAAUCGUUUUUAUGAAGAUGGCUUACUAAUCAGGCUCAAUAGGUUUAUAAAUUUACAUACCAGGUCUUUACUCUUUAAUCCGCUAGUUCUCCAUAUACCUUAACGAUUUAUAUAAGCACUUACGGUGGUACUCAAAAGGUAUAAUGGAAACUAGACUAGGCAACUUUAUUAUUUUUGCUUUUUACCAUUUUUAUUUAACCGAACUAUGCUUUUUAGUAGGAAAUUAGAAUAGUAUAAAAUUAAUUUGUAUUAGGUUAAGUCAUACCUACAUCACAGGUUGUAUGUAGUUAUAUUUUAAGGAUGAAAUCUCGAUUUUAAUUAAGUUUUAAGAAGUAUCUCUAAUUAUACGCUCGUAUAUUCUUUUUCCAUAAAGAAUAUCAAAACAGUAUUCUGUGAAAUGUAUUAUUUUAUCGAAUAUAUUAUACCGUUGCUUAAAACGCGGGUAUUUACCAUGAAAUCCUAGAAAAGGAUAUAUUAAUUGAAUUCGUACUGCAGGCUUAGUGCAGUUGUAAUCUACUAGUUAAUUUUGUAAUAACUACUAAAACACAAGGUGAUAAAGCUCUAUCACCUGUUUUGUGCCACGCGUUAACUUUUUAAUACUAAAAUAUAUUAGGUGAAGUCAUUCCAGUGAUCUACAACAAUCCUCUCUUUACUAACACAUAUUGUUACCACAUGCUAUGCUGUACACCUAAAUAUGCUGUAAUAUUUCUGAACUUUUUCCUUCCAUAGCCUCACCAUUGAAAGUGUUCAAAAUUAAAUGUCCCACCUAACAACCAUAUUUUAAUUUGUGUUCUCUAAAAAGAGAUAUUUUAGGUGUAGACGUAGUUUAAAUUCUAAUUUACAAUGCUCUAAUAAUAAGUUUCGCAUAAAAAGUAUUCUUCAAGUAUUCAUUGAGUUAGAAGUAACAAUUUACAAAGACAACAUCACAAGACACGUCCGCAUAAUCUUUGUACGAAGAUAAUGUGGUUUGUAACCAACUGUAUUUUUGAGGCCUGAAAUUUAAACCUGACAUGAAGAUUUGACCAGUGUCAUGGACGCAUUGGACAACUCUUAGCACACCGUGUUUAUCUUGGAUUUUAAAAGUCUCUAUCAAGUAGUGUACAUGAGGGACAAGAUCCUUGCGUUAAGCGGUGUGGUUUAUGUUGUUAAUUGCAUGUGUGCUAAAUAUGCUAUUACUAUUUGGUUGGUAUUGUCAAUGUGCCCGAACUUUGGUCACUUCUUCAAUCAUGUUUCACGGCCUAACAUGUGUUUUAAUAAUGUACCUACUUUUAUAUCACAUACUUAAAUAUAAGCUAACAUUUAUUAAACUAGCUGAUACUUCAUUUAGAAUCUCACAUUCCGUCCAUUUUUGUUUUGUUAUUUAGCUAUAAAUUUUAUUGUAUCAAGAUUUAUUCAAUAUACAUUAUGUAAUUUG